UUAUCGGUACAGGACUGGUUUCAUAUGAUAUAAAUAAGUAAAUACCGAAGCAUGUGUUCAAAUUAAUUGUUACAUUAAUUCGUGUAGGUUUUAGUGUUUCUUCUUCCAAUCACUUCAAUAAUAAGACGAUAUGUUGCGAAUUUACUGCAGCUUAGUGACCAUUCUGUUCAUUCAUCUGACAAUAUCUGUGGUGAUAGAGACUUCUGAAAAGCGUUCUUACAAGAUUCUAGAAGGAGACAAUCUAUUGGUUAUUUGCAAUGUAACAGACAGUCCAGAUACUGAUGUCUUUUGGACUAAAAAUGACACCAAAAUGUCAUUUAUGCAGCAAGGGAAACGUUUGGAGAUUCUUAAUAUCAAGCGCUCUUAUUCCGGAGAUUACAUUUGUCACGCUUUGAAUACAACAUUUCCUGUCCCCGACUAUAAUGAGACAGAUGUAAACAAGACAAUUGACGUCAUCAAUGUUGAUGUGCAAUACCCCGCAGAGGUUGACUUCUUUGGCAUUGGUCCCUAUGAAUUGCUAGAAAAUAGCACAUUUACAGUAACAUGUGAUAUGCAGGCUAAUCCUCAGCCAACAUGGACUAUACGUAACAGAGAUACUGGCCUAGAGUUAAUGUCGGCAGCGCACAUCUCGGCCAGAUCUACAAUAGGACCAGUAACAGCACGAUGUGAACAUAUGGGAUACUGGGAAUGUACCGGAAAGAACAGUUUAAGCCAUGGUGUCAAUGCAUCUAAGGGACAUAACCUCACCGUAUUUUGCCCUCCAAGACCACAGUUUCAACAUAACCAAUACUUGAUUCAGACAACGGUUGGUAAAUAUACUGAGAUGAAGAUGUAUCUACAGGCCUACCCGAUAGCCAUCUACACGUGGUCCAAAGAUGACGGCACUGAUAUAUCAAAAAGCGUAACACAAGAAGAUUUUGCGAACGAAACUACAUUGACAUUUUCAAUGAUCUCAGUUCCUGAUUUUGGAAACUAUACAUUGAAAAUGCAGAAUGAAUAUGGAAUUUACUAUGCCCAUUACCAAGUAGUUGCAAACGGUCCACCAGAAAGGCCUACAAAUUUCCAUUCUUCUGAUAUCACUUAUAACAGUGUGAAACUACAGUGGACCUCAGGUUUCGAUAUGGGUUCAAAGCAACAUUUCAUUGUUAUGAAGUUAAUUGGAAAUCAGUUUAUACAGAUCUCGAAUUGGGUAUACGACAAUUCUACAAACCAUGGUAUUAAUCAAAACUGGACAUAUGUACUGACCGGCUUGGUCAGCGAUACAUAUUACAAUUUAACCGUCGUGUCCGAGAAUGACAGGGGAUUUAUGUCAUCAUUUGCAAAACCAUCUAUUUCCUUUAAAACAAAGAGUAAGUAUUUAAUCAAAUUAACCGGAAUACACACACAAGUCUUGCUUGAGAGCUAG
This is a messenger RNA of Mercenaria mercenaria, 1405 nucleotides long. RefSeq names its product hemicentin-1-like. The transcript is spliced from 6 exons. Bases 131 to 1405 code for a protein of 424 amino acids. Gene Ontology annotation, molecular function: cell adhesion molecule binding. The record is from RefSeq and is a predicted model, not a curated record. NCBI's taxonomy places the organism in Eukaryota, Metazoa, Mollusca, Bivalvia, Venerida, Veneridae. Gene Ontology annotation, biological process: cell-cell adhesion. Gene Ontology annotation, cellular component: cell-cell junction.